AUGGCCGCCGUGGAGCUGGACCUUCAUAGCCAGAAAUUCUUACUAGAGGAACAUGGACAGAAAAGGAAGAGGCCUAGUUCAAGUUUGGGUUCAAGCGAGAUGCCUCAAGAUGAAUCAGCCGGAGGAGCCAGCCUCAAUGGCCAGGAGGGCGCUUCAGCCGUGGUUAAAUCAAGAGCAUAUCAAGUUGAGAUGCUGGAGGAGAGCCUUAAACAAAAUAUAAUAGUUGCGAUGGACACUGGGAGCGGAAAGACUCAAAUUGCAAUUCUUCGCAUUCGACACGAGCUGGAAAGGUGCCCGAUCCAUAAGAUCGUUUGGUUUCUAGCUCCAAAAGUUCCGCUAGCUGAGCAACAGUACCUAGCUAUUUCUAAACAGCUCCCUGCCUAUCAGACGAGGAUUUUGACUGGGGCAGACAACCUGGAGCGUUGGUCUACACAGAAAAUUUGGGAUGCCUUUCUUUUAAAUACAAGGAUUGUUGUCUCGACGCCCCAGGUGCUUCUUGAUGCACUAUCAAAUGGAUUCAUUACCUUACGGCGGAUAGCACUCCUCGUUUUCGAUGAAGCCCAUCACUGUGUCAAGUCCGCCCCUGAAAACAGGAUUAUGCAGAAUUUCUACCAUGCACAGGUUCAUCAGCUCCGUAAGACAAAUGACCUUCCGUAUAUCCUCGGCCUUACUGCCAGCCCCACCUCCAGUUCUGCGGAGGAUGCCUUGAGGCAACUGGAAUUAAACCUCCAUGCGUGCUGUAAGACGCCAAAUAUCCACCGAGAAGAGAUGAUGCAAUUUGUGCACAUCCCAGAACUGCGAAAAGUUUCAUACCAGAAAGACUUGAUGCUUCUUAACAAUUUGGAGGUUAAGUUUUUUGCUAUGCUGAAUAGCAUAGAUAUCCAAGAUGACCCCUUUUUCCAGAGAUACAAAGGAAAACAUGACCGCAAAAGCCAAGAGAGAUAUACGCUUGCGCUUGAAAGGAAAACGCCAUGUCUUAUCCAACUGAAGCGAUGCUUUAGCAAAAUUGUCUAUAUGUUUAGCGAACUUGGGCUAUGGGCCGCGUCUACAUAUAUUUCUGAAAUAUACCGACGGGCCCAUGACAAAAAAGCAAAGCUCAUAGACCAAAAUUGGUCAGAAUGGGAUAAAGACGAUGCGUCCUUUAUAUGCAAUGCAAUGCUGCCGGUGAUUGAGAUUAUGGGGGAAAGACACUGGGAUACAGCACCGGAUUCAGUUUCACAGAAGGUGGACCAUCUGAUACACCUUUUAUCAUCAGAACACACAGGCACCUCGAGAGGGAUAAUUUUCGUUGAGCAAAGAGCAACAGCUGUUAUGCUCACACACUUGAUUUCCCAGCAUCCUAAGUUAACACAUAUAAAAUCGGAUUAUUUUCUAGGAAAUUCUGCCUUUGCUGCUCGGAAGUCUGACAUUACCGAGCUCAGUAAGCCAGGAGACAUGAAGGACUCUAUAAAUGACUUGAAAUCCGGAAAAAAGAACCUGCUUGUUGCUACUUCUGUCCUUGAAGAGGGCAUAGACGUCUCUGCAUGCGACCUUGUUGUUUGUUUUGAUCCUCCAAAACAGUUAAGAUCCUUUGUUCAGAGACGGGGUAGAGCCCGAAAGGCAAACUCGAAAUAUGUGAUAUUUCAUGCUGAAGACGAUACUUCAACAAAAAAGGACUGGGAAGCUAUGGAAGAUAUCAUGAAAGAAAGGUACUCGAAUAACAAGGAACUUAUUGAUGAAUAUUUGGCACAGGAAAGUGAUGAUGAAGAUGAAAAUGAUUAUGAAAACCUGAGGAUAGAGUCCACCGGGGCACUACUAACUCUUGACAAUGCGCGUCAGCACCUCUCCCACUUUUGCUCAACAUUACCCUGUGACUUUACAGAUAUCCAGCCGGAUUUUAUCAUUUCGAAGGCUGUAGCUGGAACCAUGUUUACCGCCAAAGUACUUCUUCCAACUGCUUUGGAUCCUCAAUUUCGUGAAUUUGAGGGUAUCCGAACAUGGAAGAAGGAGAAAAUGGCGAAAAGGGAUGCAGCAUUUCAAGCAUACUUACAGCUCUACGAAGUUAGCCUGGUUAACGAACACUUAAUGCCGGAACACUGUCAUACAACAGAUGAAGAAACAGCACACAUUGAAAAACACCCGAGCACGGCAACCUGCUCUGAGGCGUUUAGCCCCUGGGAAACAAUUGCUGAUCAAUGGCAAGCCACAGAUACAUUCUACCAAAGCAGUAUUGUCAUCAGCUCUGGCACAGAAGAGUUACCAAAAAUGCUAUUAAUUCUACCCGCCCCUCUUCCCUGCAGCUUCACAUUCAAGUUAUUCUGGAACGAAACGAGUACCCUUUCCGUAUCGGUUUCGCCGGAGGCCCUGACCAUAUCCGAUAAAGAUAUUACUUCGGCUCCCCUGGCUACGCAUAUUCUCCUGUCUUCCGUAUAUUCUAGUAGAAUGAAUGGUGAUUCCCGAGAUUUCUCUUGUGUAUUUGUCCCCGCUCUAGACAAGGGGUACAGCGGGCUUAAAGAAUGGUGUACCAAAGUCAAUAAGUCUAUUUUGGGAAAAGACAUUGAAAACUACAAUUUGAGCCCCGUUGACUUCGGCCUCGCAAGACGGACAGAUAUCACUGCUAGACCUUGGACUGUGGAUAAAUUUGUAUGGAUGAAACCCGUUAUGAGCAAAAAUGACGGCGAAUGUGAAGAGGACGAAGAGGAAAAAGUAGAAGAGAUACUGCACAUCGAAGGAGAAAAGUGGCCUAAGAGGACAGACUUCUUACAUCCCGUGGCCAACACUGACAACUCUAAACCCCAUCACACUGGGAGGAAGUGUGAUCCAGUUCGAGACAGCUCUAUAUCCAUGUUACCUGUUGGGUUCUCAAAGUUUGCCCUCUUCAUCCCGUCCCUUAUUCAUACCGUGGGACGCUUCUUGCUGGCCGAGGAGCUAUCAAAAACCAUAUUAUCACCUAUCGGAUUCAAGGAUAUCCAACUAGUGUUGACUGCGAUCAGUGCAUCCUCGGCAAGAGAAAGUACCAAUUAUCAACGACUGGAAUUCCUUGGGGAUAGCGCCUUGAAGCUCCAUACAUCUAUGCAGCUGUUGGUGGACCAUCCAUUUUGGCAUGAAGGCCUUUUGUCACAUAAGAAAGGCUUCAUCAUAUCCAAUUCUCGACUCUGGAAAGCUACUAUAGAGACAGGGUUGGACAGAUUCAUUCUCACAGCCUGUUUCACAGGUGCAAAAUGGCGACCGCUAUACAACUCUACGUACACAGCCAAUGCAGGAAGAGUUGGUAAGAAUUCAACAAGGGAAAUUUCUACUAAAACUCUCGCAGAUGUUGUUGAAGCUUUGAUUGGCGCGGCCAUUGUUGACGGGGGAGAAGACAAAGCGCUACACUGUCUACAGGUAUUUCUACCGGAAAUAAACUGGCUAUCGUAUGAAAAGCGCAUAGAAAUGCUCUAUGACGCUUCACCGGAAUUCCACGAUAAUGCCCCUCACGAUAUCCUGUCAAAGAUUGAACCCCUGAUAGAUUACUCGUUUACGAAGAAGGCUCUUCUGGCCACCUCCUUGUCGCAUCCUAGUAAUCCAAUUAGUGGGAUGACGUAUCAGAGACUAGAAUUCCUCGGGGAUUCGAUUCUCGACAGCAUUGUGACAAGGGCUCUGUUCCGCUCUAACAAAGAGAUUCCUCAUCAAGACAUGCACCUGAUGCGCACUGCGUUAGUCAACGCCGACUACCUUGCUUUCCUAUGCAUGAAUACCUCCACCGACGAACAGCGAGAAGACGUAUCCGCGUCCUCCAUUGGGAAGGUCGAAAUCACCUCUUCUACCCGUAGGGUGUCUCUAUGGCAGUAUAUGUCACAUUCGGCCGCUUUAGAUAUUGCUAAUGCUCAGCUUGCUACGGUCCGGAAGUUCGAGGAGUUGCGUGAGAAGAUAGACGAAGCCCUGCGGUCGGGUACCAGAUACCCCUGGACUUUACUUUUGACUCUCAAUGCACCCAAGUUCUUCUCGGAUAUCAUCGAGAGUAUCCUGGGCGCAAUAUUCAUUGAUUCACGUGGAUCCGUGGAGGCGUGUCAGACAUUCCUCUCGCGCAUUGGCCUUAUGGGCUACCUCAACCGCGUGUUGGACGAUGGUAACAUUGAUUUCAUGCAUCCGAAACAGCGUCUGGGCCAGAUCGUACAGUCCCUCACCGUGAAAUACAUUGUGUCAGAUGUUCAUAAGCAUGGAGUUAUGCGAUGGAACUGCCAGAUUCUUGUGGGAGACCAGGAGAUUUGUCAAAUUAACGAUGGAGUAAGCCGAAUUCAUGCUGAGACGAAGGCGGCGGAGAUUGCUCUUGAAAUUUUACAAACGAGAAAUUGA
This is a messenger RNA of Microsporum canis CBS 113480, 4314 nucleotides long. Its product is annotated as dicer-like protein 2. The transcript is spliced from 7 exons. The record is from RefSeq and is a predicted model, not a curated record. Gene Ontology annotation, molecular function: ATP binding; ribonuclease III activity; RNA binding. NCBI's taxonomy places the organism in Eukaryota, Fungi, Ascomycota, Eurotiomycetes, Onygenales, Arthrodermataceae. Gene Ontology annotation, cellular component: cytoplasm; nucleus; RISC complex. Bases 1 to 4314 code for a protein of 1437 amino acids. Gene Ontology annotation, biological process: siRNA processing.